This is a messenger RNA of Asparagus officinalis (garden asparagus), 486 nucleotides long. RefSeq names its product mitogen-activated protein kinase HOG1-like. The record is from RefSeq and is a predicted model, not a curated record. Gene Ontology annotation, biological process: protein phosphorylation. Bases 1 to 486 code for a protein of 161 amino acids. The transcript has a single exon. NCBI's taxonomy places the organism in Eukaryota, Viridiplantae, Streptophyta, Magnoliopsida, Asparagales, Asparagaceae. Gene Ontology annotation, molecular function: ATP binding; protein kinase activity.
AUGGUUGCCCUGAAAUCAUCCAAUGUCUCGAUAAACGAGUUCUUGAUCGAUAACAUAAAUCCAUUGCAAAAAAUAUACGUUGAAUACGCUCCUCAUGGUAGCCUUGCAAAUCUCAUCAAAUCAAGACCACUUCAGAACAACAAGUACGAGGCUACACGAAGUGCAUACUCACAAAGGGCAGGUUGCAUGCAUAGGAAAGGUUAUGUGCAUUGCGAUACAAAACCCAAGAAUAUUUUAGUUAUGAGUUCUUCCGAGGUUAAAAUUACUGAUUUUGGAUCUGUGAAGCUAUCGAAUCAGAAGGGGGGAGUACUUGGACGUUACAGCAUACGGGGCACACGGCAGUUUAUAGCACCAGAGUGCUUGGCGUGCCAAGAAUAUGAGUCUAAAUUUGAUCUUUUGUGUCGAGGAUGUGUGGUACUUGAAAUGAUUACAGGAAAAGCUGUGACGGAUCCUGAUGAAGAUGUCGAAGUGCCGGAAUUAUCUUGA